Molecule: messenger RNA, 1003 nt
Organism: Danio aesculapii
Lineage: Eukaryota; Metazoa; Chordata; Actinopteri; Cypriniformes; Danionidae
Gene: grxcr1a
Product: glutaredoxin and cysteine rich domain containing 1 a
Exons: 4
Coding region: 69-959 (296 amino acids)
Biological process (GO): sensory perception of sound
Source: RefSeq, a predicted model, not a curated record
AUGACAACAAACAGAGAGAUUAAAAAAAACAAAUCACCUUUUCUAUUUGGACCAUGUAAGUCAACGCAAUGGAGGAGGCUUUGCUGACACCGGAGGAUGGGAAGAGGCAGAAGCGGGUGAGAUUCCGGGUGGCCUCAGGAAACAGCGGGCGGGUUUUGAAGGAGAUCUUUAAGGAUGAAGGCCCGACUGACUCUCUGGAUUCAGACUGCACCAGCAGCUCUGAGGCUGACCGGGCCAGCACUCCAUCCACCAGCGGGGAGCUCAACGGACACCUGUGCGGACUCCUGGGCUCGGAGCUGGAUGACAGUGGGAGUGAACCUGAUGAUUUACUCAUGUUUGCUGGAGGAAGAGACAAAGUGUUGAGCACCAAACGAGUCAAUAUCCUCAGUAAAAAUGGGACGGUUCGAGGAGUCAAACACAAAGUCAGCGCAGGCCAAAUACUCUUUGAUAACUUGGCUAAAAUUGUCUCUCAGCCAGAAUUGACUCUAGAGUUCGGCCGAAUCGUCAUCUACACCACCAGUUUUCGAGUGGUCAGGACUACAUUCGAGCGGUGCGAGUUAGUGCGCAAGAUCUUCCAGAACCACAGGGUGAAGUUCAUGGAGAAGAACAUUGCUUUGGACAGUGAAUAUGGGAAGGAGCUGGAGACUCGCUGCAAACGAGUGGGUGAACCUCCCUCGCUGCCUGUGGUCUUCAUUGAUGGACACUACCUAGGGGGUGCAGAGAAAAUACUCGCUAUGAAUGAAUUAGGGGAGCUUCAGGAUCUCCUCACCAAAAUUGAGAGGGUUCAGCACCUCGACACAUGCCAGACGUGUGGAGGCUUCGCCUUCGUCCCGUGUCCAAUGUGCCAUGGCAGCAAAAUGUCUGUGUUUCGCAACUGCUUCACCGACUCCUUCAAAGCGCUGAAGUGCACAGCAUGCAACGAGAACGGACUCCAGCCCUGCUCCAGCUGUUCUCACUAAGGUCCUCUUCAAGUGCCUGCAAACUCCUUGUCAGCACCCCAUAA